Schistocerca nitens (vagrant locust) is the source of this 1317-nucleotide messenger RNA. It is a transcript of the gene slou, whose product is annotated as homeobox protein slou. The record is from RefSeq and is a predicted model, not a curated record. Gene Ontology annotation, biological process: cell differentiation; regulation of transcription by RNA polymerase II. Bases 1 to 1317 code for a protein of 438 amino acids. Gene Ontology annotation, molecular function: RNA polymerase II cis-regulatory region sequence-specific DNA binding; DNA-binding transcription factor activity, RNA polymerase II-specific. NCBI's taxonomy places the organism in Eukaryota, Metazoa, Arthropoda, Insecta, Orthoptera, Acrididae. The transcript has 3 exons. Gene Ontology annotation, cellular component: nucleus.
AUGAUGACGAUGAUGAUGAUGCAGCGACUGAUGUGCCAACAGCAACAGCAGACGCAGCAGCACCCGCAGCAGCCGCAGCAGCCGGCGGGCGCGUCGCCGGUGGAAGACCCCGCGCCGAGGCUCUUCUCGUUCGGCCAGCACCACCACCUGCACCACCACCACCACCACCAGCACCACUUCGUCUCGGCCAAGCAGCCGGCAGACUCGCCGCCGGCCGAGGAAGCCUCUCCGGCGCCGAGCGCCGCCGUCGCGAGAGACGACGCGUCGGCGGCAGCGGGGGCGGAAGAGCGGCCGGCGUCGCAGCCGGGCGACGCCCCCGCGGACGAGGAGGAGGAGGAUGCGGCCGACGACGACGACUGCAGCGAGGAGCUCAACGUGGAGGACGAGCCGGCGGCGGCGCCGGUGGACCUGACGGCGCGCCAGCUGCAGCUGCCGGGGGCGGCGCGGCUCGACUCGCCGUGCAGCAGCUCGCUGCCGUCGCCCUCGACGCAGGGGCCGACGCCGGCCGACGACAAGCUGGCGCCGCACUACCGCCGCCCGGACAGCGUCUCCAGCAUCGGCUCGCUCACCAACGACGUAGCGGCGACGCCCGCGGGGGCGGUGGCGGCCGCGGCGCACCAGCGCAGGCUAGCCUUCUCCGUCGAGAACAUCCUCGACCCCAACAAAUUCACCGGCCGCACCGCGCCCGCCGCCGCCAACAACAACGCCCCCGCCGCCGGCUGCUGUUGGAGGCCGCACGUGCUCGUCGACUCCAGGUCUCCCGACCACGGAAAGGAGCUGACGGGGGACGAGGACGACUCUUGCGGCGUGCGGGAGGACCUCUGCAGCGACGCGUCCGACGACAAGAGCGCCUCUGGCGGCAGCAGCAAGAAGAAGAACGGCAAGCCGCGGCGCGCGCGCACCGCCUUCACGUACGAGCAGCUGGUGGCGCUGGAGAACAAGUUCAAGACGACGCGCUACCUGUCGGUGUGCGAGCGCCUCAACCUGGCGCUCAGCCUGUCGCUGACGGAGACGCAGGUGAAGAUCUGGUUCCAGAACCGGCGCACCAAGUGGAAGAAGCAGAACCCGGGCAUGGACGUGAACUCGCCGACGGUGCCGCCGGCGGGGCCCGCGGUCGCCGGCCCGCCCUUCGGCGGCUCGCCCUACUCGCACCACCAGCACGGCGGCCUGCUGUACGCGCCCUACCCCUACUCGCUGCCGGGAGCCGGCGCCGCCGCCGCCGCCGCCGCCGCCGCCGCGCCGCCGCCGUCCCAGCCGUACGGCCACCCCUACUUCCACUCGCUGGCCGGCCACCACUCGCUGGGGCACUCCUCAUGA